This is a messenger RNA of Betta splendens (Siamese fighting fish), 1419 nucleotides long. RefSeq names its product annexin A5a (gene anxa5a). Gene Ontology annotation, biological process: negative regulation of coagulation. Bases 145 to 1146 code for a protein of 333 amino acids. The record is from RefSeq and is a predicted model, not a curated record. Gene Ontology annotation, molecular function: calcium ion binding; calcium-dependent phospholipid binding. Gene Ontology annotation, cellular component: cytoplasm. The transcript has 12 exons. Lineage: Eukaryota; Metazoa; Chordata; Actinopteri; Anabantiformes; Osphronemidae.
ACCUUGACUGGGAGGCGAGUGGACCGCAUCCAUCCACUCCCACCUGAGUUCUGAAGCGAGGCUGCAGCGGAGCCAGAUGCUUUUUACAGCCUUUUCCACAAAUGAUGUUUUCCACGGAGAGCAAUCGCUGCAGAAACAAAGACAAUGCACAUUUUUCAAAUGAGCCCAGACACAAAGCAGCAGUUGUCUCCAGUUCAGACGUACAGAGGCAGCGUCAGACCCUUCGUCCACUUCAACGCUAAACACGAUGCUGAGGUCCUUCAUAAGGCCAUGAAAGGAAUCGGUACGGACGAGGACGCGAUCCUGAUGCUUCUGACGGCACGCAGCAACGACCAGCGGCAGGAGGUUAAGGCGGCGUAUAAAAAGGCUCAUGGGAAGGAUUUGGUCAGUGCUCUGAAAUCGGAGCUCGGGGGGCUGUUUGAGAGUCUGAUCGUGGCCUUGAUGACCCCGGCCGCCUUGUAUGACGCUACACAACUGCACAAAGCUCUCAAGGGCGCUGGGACUGAUGACGAGGUGCUGAUUGAGAUCCUGGCCUCCAGGUCCGGUGAGCAGCUAAAAGAAAUGACCAAAGUCUACAAGAAAGAGUUUGGCGGCAAGUUGGAGAAAGAUAUCUGCAGUGACACCUCCGGGAACUAUCAGAAACUGCUGGUGAUCCUGCUGCAGGGGAGCAGGGAGGAGGGAGUGGACGAGGAAGCCAUCGAGAAAGACGCUAAGGACUUGUACGCUGCUGGUGAGGGCAAGUUUGGCACAGAUGAGGAAAAAUUCAUCACAAUCCUUGGCAACCGCAGCGCCGAGCAUCUCAGAAGAGUGUUUGACGUCUACAAGAAGCUCUCUGGCUCCGACAUCGAGGACAGCAUCACAGGCGAGACCACCGGGAACCUGGAGAACCUGCUGCUAGCUGUGGCCAAAUGUGCCCGGAGCGUCCCAGGAUACUUUGCCGAAGGCCUGUAUAAAUCUAUGAGGAGAGCCGGAACCGAUGACGGCACCCUGAUGAGGAUAAUGGUGUCGAGGAGCGAGGUGGACAUGCUGGACAUCAGGGCCUGCUUCAAGCAGAAGUACGGCGCGUCUCUCUACACCACCAUCCAGGAGGACACGGACGGCGACUACCAGAAGGCGCUGCUCUACCUCUGCGGUGGGAAUGAUUAAUGCUGUUUGAUGAGCGAUGAGCCAGACGUGAGAUGUUAUUAUCGAUCCAGGCUUGUUGAUUCCUUCUUGACUUUUUUUGGCAUUGACUGAAUUAGUGUGAAUUACCCACUUAUCAUUCUGUCUUAUGAGAUCAGACCGUGUGAUUAAUCCGGUGCAGAUGUCAUCUUUUCACGCACGCUCACUUAUUGUUGCACCUUAUUUGUGACUCACACGUGUUAAAUGCUUCUUAGAAAAUACAAUCCUGCUGCUGAAUUAUUAAACACUACAUGUCGA